CGUCUCGGAAAUAAGAAUUAAAAAGAAUCCACGAGAGGAUCGUCGGACCGAACGAAAAAUUGCCGGCUAAUGCACACGCUUCGAACAGAGAACGGUCUGCCCGGUCUGACGUCGAUGCUCUCGUUGCUUUUUUCGUAGUACAAUCGCCGACCAGCUCGUGCAACUAUAUAAACGUGAUUUGAAGCCCGCUUAGAUGCACCACUCGGACCUCCACCGUAGGUUCCGCAGGAUCUACCGCAUCUUUGGCUUCGUUUACGUUUAUCGUGUCGCGUCGCGUGAUCGUAAUACUUGACGGGAAUUCGGUGCGAGGCUUGUUGUCGGCUUGAAAUUCGAGGAGGAUAACUCGACAACGAAAACCAUGGAUUGGUUCGAGAACGGCACAGGGCACGGGGUACGCCGUCGUUUGGCCCUGUGUCUAUUGAUCGUCUGCGUGCUUUCCACCGCGACGUCCGCGGACACGAACGACACCAAGGAUGUUUGGAGCGGAUUCUCAACGGGAUGUUCGAGCACGGAUGCCAAGAAUCUGUCCGUGUCCUGUUACGGUGUCAGGAUCGUCAGGAAGAUCGUCCAACAGCUGUUGGAGAAAUCCAGCAAGGAGCCGAACAUCGAGAUAUUCGACGGUGUCAGCCUGGUCGAGGUACCUGGUUCCGGACCGGCCAGAAAGGGAAGGCUGAUGAAGGGAUUCGGUAACAUGGGCACGUUGGUACAGUUCCUGGAGGGAAGGGAGCUGAGAAUAAAGCUGCCCAGCAUCUUGCCGCAGAACAUCGAGAGCGCUCUUCAAGAGAGCCUGCCGGAGUACAUCGAACUGAGGAAGUUUAUUUUGUUUUCAGGAAGAGGAGGAGGCGGCGGUGGCGGCGGAUUCGGGGGCGGUGGCGGCGGAAAGAAGGGCGGCGGAGGUGGUUACAUGAUCUUGGCGCUGAUGAUGGGAAAAAUGAUGGCGGCUCUGGGAUUCGGUGCUCUCGGUCUGCUAGCCAUGAAAGCGUUAAUGGUUUCCGCGCUGGCGUUGAUGCUGUCGUUGAUAGUCGCCGUGAAGAAGUUGGCCAGCGGCCAUGACAGCGGCGGUGGCCACCACGUGGUGUACGCGCAGGACGUGGGUCAUCACCACUACCGCAAGAAGAGAUCUCUCGGGGAGGAGGACCACGAUCUACCGUACAGAGGAUACGCUCACCUGUUCGCCGAUUCACGAGUGCUCUGAUGCGAUCGACGCGCGGAUCAUCUCGAAGAAAAUUCGAUGAUCCUCGGACGAUGGACUGACGCCGUUCGAACGACAGUGACGAUGACAUUAGUUGAGACUUAGUGACCGGGACUGACGAACGAAAGUGACGAUUUGAAAAUUUCUUGCCGCGCGUGACACGCGUUUGAUGACGGGACGAACGGUGGACGAGACGGACGCUGAGGAAACCAAAGUACACGUACAACCAUGUUAUUUAUUACACCAUCCUCUACCAUACUCAUCUUACCCUCUCUUUUGUACCAUUUAUUUAUUUGCGCAAUCGAAUAAAAUUAUACGAAUAAUCAACGAUCAGAAAAUAUCUCGAAGCGUUGAAUUUAUUGCCACCAGAGGGGGAAUAUCGGUUGUUAUCGAGAACGAUGGACCCGAACGGAUCCGGAUGUUUAGGAAAACCGAAACGAGAGAGGAUCGAAGGAGGAAAAGUGUGCCAACCAGUCAGCGUGCGUUGCAUAUUUCUUAGGUGUUCGCGAUUUCAAACUCUCCCCGUAUAUUUCCUAAUCGAACGGAUUAACAAGCAUAAAGCGACAUGAAACUGCAGC
Osmia lignaria (orchard mason bee) is the source of this 1770-nucleotide messenger RNA. RefSeq lists its product as uncharacterized. Gene Ontology annotation, cellular component: membrane. Lineage: Eukaryota; Metazoa; Arthropoda; Insecta; Hymenoptera; Megachilidae. The record is from RefSeq and is a predicted model, not a curated record.